This is a messenger RNA of Xenopus laevis (African clawed frog), 3016 nucleotides long. RefSeq names its product phosphatidylinositol glycan anchor biosynthesis class G L homeolog (gene pigg.L). The record is from RefSeq and is a predicted model, not a curated record. Lineage: Eukaryota; Metazoa; Chordata; Amphibia; Anura; Pipidae.
GGAUCUAUCCGUGUAUGGCCACCUUUAUAGAUGCUGUGGUUCCGACCACAUCGAGACAGUAAAAAUGAAGGUCAGUUCUUCGGUGCUGGCAUCUUGCUGCCUUCUGAUUCAAGUCUUUGGAUUGGUGCUUUUUAUCCGUGGCUUUUUUCCUGCGCCGGUGCGGUCUCAGUCACGUAAGAGCACCAGCACUGAUACCACACCAGAGCCAGCGACAAGUGGGGCAUCCUCCAACUGGACAACACUUCCUCCUCCUCUCUUCAAGAAAGUUGUCAUCCUCCUAAUUGAUGCUAUAAGACAGGACUUUGUGUAUGGCCCAAAGGGGAAGGAACAUAUGCCUUACCUUACACAACUUCUGGAAAAAGGAACAACACAUAGCUUCAUAGCAAAAGCCACAGCACCAACUGUCACUAUGCCUCGUAUCAAGGCCCUAAUGACAGGCAGCAUCCCAGGAUUCAUUGAUGUUGUAAUGAAUCUAAAUUCAUAUGAAUUACUAGAUGACAAUGUGAUAUGGCAAGCAAAGCAAGCUGGAAAACGUAUAGUAUUUUAUGGAGAUGAUACUUGGAUAAGACUUUUUCCUAAACAUUUUGCUGAAUAUGAUGGAACAACAUAAUUUUUUGUUUCUGAUUAUACAGAGGUUGAUAACUAUGUUACAAAGCACUUGGAUGAUAUAUUAAAGAGAAAUGACUGGGAUAUGCUUAUCCUCCACUAUCUUGGAUUAGAUCACAUAGGACAUUUAACAGGACCGCAUAGUCAUUUAGUCGGUCCAAAACUUCUUGAAAUGGACACUGUCCUAAGAAAGAUCUCUGUUGCAUUAAUGUCAAAGGAAGAAGAUAUAUCGGUUCCUAGUUUACUUGUUUUAUGUGGUGACCAUGGAAUGUCAGAAACAGGCAGUCAUGGCGGCUCAUCUGACAUACAUUGUAAUAUUUUAAUGUCUUGGGAUGAUAAAUAUUUCUCUUUUUUAUUAGGAACUUCUAAAGAGCCUGAAAUUGUACAACAGACAGACAUAGCACCAACUUUAGCAAUAUGCCUUGGGCUUCCAAUUUCCCGAAACAGUCUGGGAACGAUUUUGUCGCAAACUGUUGAACACAAGUCAAUGAGGGAGCAGCUGCGUUUCUUUCAUUUAAAUGGGCAUCAGCUUUGCAAGCUUUUGAGCCAAAAUGUGCAAGCAUAUGAAAAAGAUGUUGGAGUAGAGCAAUUUAAGAAGGCUGAAAAAUCUCAUGGAAACUGGAUAAAACUUUAUUUGGAAGGAAACCCCUCUGAGACCCUUACUAACCUCGGCAAGAAAGUUCUAAAACAGUAUUUGGAAGCACUGAAGAAUCUGAGCUCCUCGUUAGGGAAACAAAUUGCUGAAUAUGACAUCUACUCAAUGACUAUAGGGGCAGUAAUAGCACUGGAGAUUUUGUUCCUGCUCCUGCUCAGUAUUCCAAAUGCUUUAAGCAGCCGGGCAGAGUUUGACGUUCCACUGUCCUCCCUGCUGUUCUCCCUGUUAUUUUAUAUGAUGUGCCUGGUACUUUCAGCCAUCCAUGUAAUUGUAUUCACAUCUUCUGAAUCAAUGUGCUUUUUCUGUAGCAUCUCUUGGAUAUUGGCACUUGGGAUCAUUAUGUUCAUCUCUGCUCUUUCCUGUAUUGUAUUUUCUACUUUGGGCAAAAUGUUGUCAAAAUCUCCUAACAAGAAACAAGAUUCCACUUUUUCAGGCUGGUCAGAAUUAGAUAUUCUGCUGUUAAUAGGGACAGUAGGCCAUGUGUUAAGCAUGGGUGCAAGUAGCUUCAUUGAAGAGGAACAUCAGACUUGGUAUUUUCUUACCAAUACACUUUGUCUGGCUUUGGCCCAGGAAAUGUGCAGAAAAUACUUUCUUGUGAAAAAAGGAAAUUUGCUGGACUCUGCUCAAGAUGAAGAUUCCAAAAAAGAAGGUCUGUACAUGGAUAAGAUUUACGAUACACACAAGAAAGAGAUGAAAGAGCAGACCUUAUCGCUUCUGUCACAAUUUGCUAAACACUAUGAAAAAUGGAUUGCGUUAUCAAGUCCCUGGGCUAUCCUUAUAAUUUGUCGACUUUUACGUACUCUAAAUCAGACUGGAAUCCAAUGGAUCCAUCGUCCUGAUUUUGGACACUGGUUGACAAGCUCAGAACACAAGGCAGAGCUCUCAUUUUUGGUAGCUGUCUGCCUUGUAAUGAUAUUCAUUCUAAUUCAAGGUAGAUGCUCCUUUGUAUCAAAAGUGGCCUUGGCGUUUGGACUCUUGGGAAUCUACUGCUACAGAGCUGCCAUUGGCCAUGUUUUGUAUCCAUGGCAGAAAAAUAGUAACAGCUUAUCAAAGGGAAUUAUGGAAGCCCGCUUUGUUUAUAUAUUCGUGCUUGGUAUUCUUUUUACGGGAACAAAAGACCUGUUGAAGUCACAAGUUAUAUAUACGGAUGAUCCCAGGGCGAAGAGUCUGGGUUUGUGGGAAGUAUAUAGUGGAUUCAUACUUCUGGCAGCACUUUUAUAUCGCCCACACAACCUUGUAGUGUUGGUGUUUUGCCUCCUUGUGCAGACAACCUUAAGUAUGUUCAUCUGGAAUUUAUUGAAGCACGAUGCAGCUCAGAUCACCAUCAUGCACUACUGGUUUGGACAAGCAUUUUUCUUUCUCCAGGGCAAUUCCAAUACCAUUUCUACUGUGGAUAUUUCAACUGGCUUUGUUGGCUUGGAAAACUAUGUAGAGUUACCAGCCAUCUUCCUUACAGUGUUUGUAACGUACAGUGAACCGUUCCUUUGGGCCAUACACUUGCUAUGGUAUCUGAGUUCUGAAACAAACCGGGUCUCAAGAGCUGUAGCUCAUGGCUGUUAUUGCUACGCUGCUAUUCGAUCCAUACCAGUCACAAUGUACAUCAUUCUGGUCACUGCUUUUCGUUACCACCUGUUUAUAUGGAGUGUAUUUUCUCCAAAGCUGCUCUAUGAAGCAAUUCACCUAUUUAUUUCAGCAGGUGUAUGUGUUAUGUUUACUGCUGUGGAUAAAAAUCAAGUAUUGAAAUCCGAGGACUGA